Molecule: messenger RNA, 1761 nt
Organism: Morus notabilis
Lineage: Eukaryota; Viridiplantae; Streptophyta; Magnoliopsida; Rosales; Moraceae
Product: aspartyl protease family protein 2
Exons: 2
Coding region: 164-1639 (491 amino acids)
Biological process (GO): proteolysis
Molecular function (GO): aspartic-type endopeptidase activity
Source: RefSeq, a predicted model, not a curated record
UGCUAUCUCCCACCAAAAAUGCUGUAACUCCACUCUUUUUUCAAUUUCAGAACCGCCCUUUUUUCCCCCUUUCAUUUAUUUAUUUAUAUUCUCUGCCACCCUCCUCUGUCCUAACCUCUCUCUCACUCAUCCUCCCUAACUUUCUCUCUCUCGUUCUUCUGCCAUGGAAGGGAAAAAAGCAAGAAAUGCCGUCCUCUUCUUUUCCUUCCUCACCGCCACUCUCGCAUCUCUCUCCUCUGCCUCCACACCCCCACUCGAAUACGAGACCCUUCUUCUCACUUCUCUCCCGAUCCCACAACAAACCCUCUCAUGGCCCGAUUCCGAAUCCGAACUCACCGGGUCGGACUUAGAAUCCGAGACGGCGGCGGCGGAGGAGACGGAGACAAGCCUUUCGAUCUCGGCCCAGCUUCACCACAUCGAUGCCCUCUCCGCCGACAAGAGCCCCGAGCAGCUCUUCGACCUGCGUCUCCAGCGCGACGCGCUACGCGUAAAAAACCUCGUCGAGGUUACCGCCGCCGCCGCCUCCAGGAACGUGUCGCGCACGCGCGGCGCCGCGCCGGGGUUUAGUAGCUCCGUGAUCUCCGGGCUCGCGCAGGGCAGCGGCGAGUACUUCACGCGCCUCGGCGUCGGGACCCCUCCGAGGUACGUAUACAUGGUUUUGGACACCGGAAGCGACGUCGUUUGGCUCCAGUGCGCCCCGUGUAGAAAAUGCUACACACAGGCCGACCCGGUUUUCGAUCCGAGUAAAUCACGCUCCUUCGCUAGGAUCUCCUGUGGGUCCCCCCUCUGCCGUAAGUUAGACUCACCCGGCUGUAACCAACGCAAGAUGUGCCUCUACCAGGUGUCCUACGGCGACGGCUCCUUCACCACCGGGGAAUUCUCCACCGAAACGCUGACGUUUCGGCGGACCAGAAUCGGACGCGUGGCUCUCGGCUGCGGCCACGACAAUGAGGGCCUCUUCGUCGGCGCCGCCGGUCUGUUGGGGCUCGGCCGGGGGAGGUUAUCGUUCCCUUUCCAGACCGGCCUCCGGUUCAACCGGAAAUUCUCCUACUGCCUCGCGGACCGGUCUGCGUCGUCCAAACCGUCCUCCAUGGUUUUCGGCGACUCGGCCGUGUCUCGAACUGCCCGGUUCACGCCGCUACUCACCAACCCCAAGCUCGACACGUUCUACUACCUCGAACUCCUCGCCAUCAGCGUCGGCGGGUCCCGUGUCCGCGGCAUCUCCGCUUCCCUCUUCAAGCUCGACCAGGCGGGCAACGGCGGGGUCAUCAUCGACUCCGGUACCUCCGUCACCCGCUUGACUCGACCCGCUUACGUUGCGCUCCGAGACGCUUUCCGGGCCGGGUCGGUCAACUUGAAGCGGGCUCCAGAGUUCUCGCUUUUUGACACUUGCUACGAUCUGUCCGGGAAGACGGAGGUGAAGGUUCCGACGGUCGUUCUGCACUUCCGCGGUGCUGACGUGUCGUUUCCGGCUACGAAUUACCUGAUCCCGGUGGAUAGCUCGGGCACGUUCUGCUUCGCUUUCGCCGGGACGAUGAGCGGGCUGUCCAUUAUCGGGAAUAUCCAGCAGCAAGGGUUUCGGGUCGUCUACGAUUUGGCGGGUUCUCGGGUCGGGUUCGCUCCUCGUGGUUGCGCUUGAUUUUUAAAAAUUUUAUUUUUCCUUUUUUGUGGGGGUAAUGGCGGAGAAGUGCAAAUUGGAAAAGCUCUUUCCUUUUCCUUUUUUUUUUUUUUUUGCUUUUAAGUUAUAUUUUAUUUUAGUUU